AUGGCUACAUUAGAUCGUAAGGGGACAUUUAAGGUAGAGUACCUUCAAGAAAUUGAGAAGAAGGUCCAGUCACAGUGGGACAAUGAAAAGAUUUUUGAAAUUGAAGCUCCUGACGAUGGGAAAAACUAUGAAAAAUUUAUGUGUACUUUCCCUUUUCCUUACAUGAAUGGACGGUUGCAUCUUGGCCAUACUUUUUCAUUAUCAAAAUGUGAGUUUGCUUCGAGAUAUUAUAGACUCAAGGGUAAAAAAGUGCUAUUUCCAUUUGGAUUUCACUGUACAGGCAUGCCAAUAAAAGCAUGUGCAGACAAGCUGAAAAGAGAAAUGGCUCUAUAUGGUUAUCCUCCGGUAUUCCCAGAGGAGGAAGAAUCUAUUGUUAAGGAAGAAGGUGAUAUUGUGCCAAAAGACAAAAGCAAAGGCAAAAAGAGUAAAGCUGUUGCUAAAACAGGAGGUGCUAAAUAUCAAUGGCAGAUCAUGCAGAGUCUUGGAGUGCCUGAAGAAGAAAUCAAGUUAUUUGCUGAUGAGAGUUACUGGCUAGAAUACUUUCCACCACUUGCUGUUGAGGAUUUAAAAAGAAUGGGUAUUCAUGUAGAUUGGCGUCGUAAAUUUAUUACAACUGAUGCAAAUUCUUUCUUUGAUUCAUUUGUAAGAUGGCAGUUCCAACAUCUCAAAGAACGAAACAAGAUUAUGUAUGGCAAGCGCUACACCAUAUUUUCACCUUUAGAUAAGCAACCUUGCAUGGACCAUGAUAGAAGCACGGGUGAGGGUGCUGGCCCUCAAGAAUACACAGUUGUCAAAAUGGAAGUAUUAGACCCAUUUCCUGAAGUUUUGAAGUCUUUUAAGUCAAAGAAAGUAUUUUUAGUAGCUGCAACUUUGAGACCAGAAACUAUGUAUGGACAAACAAAUUGUUGGGUGCAUCCUGAUCUUAAAUACAUAGCUUUUGAAACUAUAAAAGAUGGAGUUUUUGUCUGCACAAAGAGAGCUGCCAGGAAUAUGUCCUACCAAGGAUUUACAAAAAAGGAUGGAGAGUUCACUGCGUUAGCAGAAAUUAAUGGGCAACAGCUUAUAGGAACUGCAUUGAAAUCGCCGUUUACUAGUUACCCUAAGAUUUAUGUUCUUCCUAUGCUAACCAUCAAAGAAGAUAAGGGUACUGGGGUUGUUACCAGUGUACCAUCAGAUGCUCCUGACGAUUAUGCGGCAUUGGUAGACUUACAAAAGAAACCAGCCUUCAGAGAAAAAUAUGGGAUUGAAGAUCACAUGGUACUACCGUUCAAACCUGUCCCUAUACUUGAAAUUCCUGAAUUUGGAAACUUGUCUGCUGUCCAUCUUUAUGACUUACUUAAAAUUCAAAGUCAGAAUGAUAAAGAUAAAUUGGCACAAGCCAAAGAAAUGGUUUACCUUAAAGGUUUCUAUGAUGGUGUGUUACUAGUUGGUGUAUACAAAGGAAAAAAAAUUCAGGAUGUUAAAAAACUGUUGCAAACAAAACUUGUGGAGGAAAAAAGUGCUGUAAUAUAUUAUGAGCCGGAAAAGACUAUCAUAUCGAGGUCAGGUGAUGAGUGCGUAGUGGCUCUUUGUAAUCAGUGGUAUUUGGAUUAUGGUAAUGAGGAAUGGAAAAGUCAAGUGGAGAAAGCUCUCAAUGCGAUGAACACUUAUCAUGAAGAGGUUAAGAAGAAUUUCCUAGCUACACUUAAAUGGCUUCACGAGUAUGCUUGCUCUCGCACCUAUGGUCUUGGUUCCAAGCUGCCUUGGGAUCAGCAAUGGUUAAUUGAAUCUCUCUCGGAUUCAACCAUUUACAAUGCAUACUACACAGUAGCUCACUUUUUGCAAGGUGGUACUUAUAAAGGCGACAAGGGGAAUGCUUUGAAUAUUAAACCUGAUGAAAUGACCAGUGCAGUGUGGGAUUACAUAUUCUUCAAAGAUGCUCCAUUCCCAAAAAAAACAACAAUUGCAAAGGAUUCCUUAGAUCGUAUGAGGAAAUCAUUCCAAUUCUGGUAUCCAGUUGAUCUUCGAGUGUCUGGAAAAGAUUUGAUCCAAAAUCAUUUAACAUUUUAUAUCUAUAACCACUGCGCUAUCUGGCCCAAUGAAGAGGACAAGUGGCCUAAAGGUAUUCGUGCCAAUGGACAUCUCAUGUUAAACUCUGCUAAAAUGUCCAAGUCUGAAGGGAACUUUUUAACUCUGAAGGAGUCAAUAGACAAGUUUAGUGCUGACGGUAUGCGGCUGACAUUAGCUGACGCCGGUGAUUCCGUUGAAGAUGCAAACUUUGUUGAAAGCACUGCCGAUGCGGCUAUUUUGAGACUUUAUACUUUCAUAGAGUGGGUGAAAGAAGUUAUUGCUACGAAAUCAAUCCUACGGACAGGACCGCACAACUUCCACGAUAAAGUGUUUGUCAGCGAGAUGAACACUAAAAUCAAUCAGACAGAUGAAAAUUACAGUAGGAUGUUAUUUAAAGAAGCAUUAAAGACAGGUUUCUUUGAGUUGCAAGCAGCGAGGGAUAAAUAUAGGGAAUUAUGUGCCGAUGGGGGUAUGCACACAGAGCUUGUCACAUUGUACAUUGAAAUACAAGCCAAAUUGAUGUCACCUAUUUGUCCUCAUGUUGCUGAGCAUGUAUGGGAGCUACUAGGAAAUAAAACCAGUAUUCUUCAUGCUACCUGGCCUGUGGCUGGAGAAAUCGACGAGGUUUCUAUUAAGGCUAGCAAUUACCUAAUGGACGCGGCGCAUUCUUUCCGUAUUUAUCUGAAGAAUCAUUGUGCUGUUAAGAAACCAAAGAAAGGAGAAGCACCAAAACCGGAGAGGAAACCUAAUAAGGCUGUAAUUUGGGUAGCGAAAGAGUACCCUAAAUGGCAACAUAUUAUAUUGACGACAUUAAAAGAACUUAGUGGAGUAGCUGGGUUGCCGGACAAUAAAGCGAUCUCAACGAAGUUAGGUGGUGCACCCGAGUUAAAGAAGUACAUGAAGAGAGUGAUGCCAUUCGUCCAAGCAACAAGAGAGAAUAUGGAACGGAUUGGCGUUGAAGCUCUUUCCGUGGGUCUACAGUUCGACGAGGCGGCCAUCUUGAAUGAAAAUAAGCUUUAUCUCCUCAACACUUUAGAUUUGGAUUCAAUCGAAAUCAAGUACACUGACGACCCCGAGGCUCCGGAGAAAACCCGUGAGGACUGCGCUCCUGGUCAACCACACGUUACCUUCAGCGUUGAAGCGGGCCUCGACGCUACAUUCAUUAAUCCCGUUCCUAUGAACGGGUUCUUCACAGUAUCCACGACCCUAUCAGACGGAGACACUGUCGAAAGGAUCAAGGCUAAAAUUGCUAAAGAAGUCAAAGCUAUCAAAGACUUGAACUCUCUGAAGUUAUGGCGUUACACGGAUCCUAUUAUGGGGCCUCGAUCAAUUCCUGUUCCAGACGAUUAUGUCAACAAAUGUGUUGUGUUAGACAAUGCAUCAUUAUUAAAAGUGGACUUAACUACUUCUACUGUGGAACUUGUUGCGAACGGCAAAAACCUGCCCAUUGGCACCAAAUUUAUAUACACCUAUGAUAAAUAA
Arctia plantaginis is the source of this 3531-nucleotide messenger RNA. Lineage: Eukaryota; Metazoa; Arthropoda; Insecta; Lepidoptera; Erebidae. The record is from the annotation of a GenBank genome assembly.